Molecule: messenger RNA, 1377 nt
Organism: Sesamum indicum (sesame)
Lineage: Eukaryota; Viridiplantae; Streptophyta; Magnoliopsida; Lamiales; Pedaliaceae
Product: protein translocase subunit
Cellular component (GO): mitochondrion
Source: RefSeq, a predicted model, not a curated record
GUACGAGUCUUCAUUUUCCUCCUGUCUCCACAGUUUCCAUGUUCACGCCGUCAAAACGCCAUCUCUCACUCGGUAUUCAUCUCACAGUCUGAUCACUUCACAGCAAUGGGUUUCGGAGCAUUUAGAUCCAUAAUCCGACCCGUAUCCAGGAUCCUAUUACCCGCUUCUCGUUUCUCUCCAGCAGCGAAAACCUUCUCCACCACUUCUGCGCCGGAGCUCCGCCACCACUUCUCCCCCCUCCCUCGCAAUCUAACCUGGAUUCCUCCGAGCAGUGCCUUCCACAGCCUUACGGAUACCAGAUACCCGAAACGUAGACCUAGUGACAAGCCUCGCCGGAAAAGAGCCAGCUUGAAACCUCCAGGUCCAUAUGCGUGGGUGAAAUGUGUUCCUGGGGAACCCAUUCUUCCGAACCAACCAAACGACGGAAGUGUGAAGCGAAGGAACGAGAAGAAGAGAAUCAAACAGCAUCGUGCUUUUAUAAUGGCUGAAAAAAGGAAGCGCAAAGCUCAGUUGCAAGAGGCUAAAAGAAAAAAGAUCAUGAAAAGGGUGGAGCGGAAAAUGGCUGCAGUUGCAAGAGAAAGAGCCUGGCAAGAAAGAUUGGUUGAGUUGAAACGGAUUGAAGAGGAGAAGAAGAAAGCAGCUAUGGCUUGAUUUACCCUGUUGUUUUUACUUAGGCCGCGACUGUUCCCCUUUAAGUUAGACACAUAACCGUUUCACAUAUCAUAUGAAAGCUUUGUUAUUAUGACAGAUGGAGUUUGAGGUUUUUGAAUUGUUGCACUGAUUGGCCUCUUCAAGCUCCAGUAAUCUCCGUGGUUUCAUUUCUAUUUUUGACCCAAGUCUUGUGGCCUUUCCUUCACUGCCCCUACAUUGAGUCGGUAUAUCUGCGCUCCAAUGAAGCCAAAGAGGAGCCUAUUGAGAACUACCAUUUGCAGUGCUAAUGCAAGUGGAGUCGAAAUUGUUCAGCCUGAAGACUGCCAAUAAGGAAGUAAUUGUUUCUUCUACUUACAGUUCUUUUGUUAAACAGAUGGUGAACCCGAAAUAUCUUGAUAAUGUGUGUGCUUCUAGCCCAAGUGAGAGAGGUUAACAGUUUAUCCCCUGAUAUCUGCGAGAUGAUGCCAAGCUUCUAUGUUUUAUUCCUGUUCCUUCACUCUGAAAUAUGGUUCUUGGCUGCAAAAUGUGCAUGAACAAGUCCUGUCUGGUUAUCCUGGCUUAGUUGUGUGACCUGUAAGAACUACUAAGACAUCGGGACUAAUGACUGAGAAGCACAUGAGGUGCCACAUUAUGGUAUUACUGUAAUUGGGCCAUUGGACAUAUUAUGUAUAGUGAUAUCAUCCAACUGCAUAUUGUUGCUGUCGGAUGCCAAAUCUGUUUGAUGCA